Messenger RNA from Lingula anatina, 3337 nucleotides. RefSeq names its product mesoderm induction early response protein 1. Gene Ontology annotation, cellular component: nucleoplasm. Lineage: Eukaryota; Metazoa; Brachiopoda; Lingulata; Lingulida; Lingulidae. The record is from RefSeq and is a predicted model, not a curated record. Gene Ontology annotation, molecular function: histone deacetylase binding; transcription corepressor activity. Gene Ontology annotation, biological process: negative regulation of transcription by RNA polymerase II.
CCCCAGUCUCGUUUCCAAUCGUAGUUUACGCUAUCCCAUAAUUUAGGCAAAGAUGGCGGAGCCCACCACAAGUGAAUCGGGCCAGUCUAGUCCGGAUACUGACCAGGAUUUUGAGCCCACAGUUGAUAUGCUUGUCCAUGAGUUUGAUGAUGAACAUACUCUAGAAGAGGAAGAAGCUCUCAGUAAUGAAAGCUGUGGAAGUGAAGUUGAUGACUUACAAAAAGAAUCUGAAAUGCCAUUAGAAGAGUUACUGGCAAUGUAUGGUUAUGGUGGAGGAGGUCCCCCAGCAGACACACGCUCCAGCAGUGAAGAAGAAAUCCUCAGUAACAGAGACCUUACAUUAGACAAGGAAGAAAUUGCCAGAGAUUUACUUAAGAACAGUGGUGAUGAUGAUGAGGAAGACACUAGUGUGGACAACCUGCUGGACAGUGUUGAAGUCCCAUCACAUACUUCAAGACUGCUAAGAUCAAGCAACUUGGAUGAAUUGGACGAUGAGUCUGAAGACGAAGAUUAUGAACCAGUGGCUGAAGAUGAUUGGAAAAAGACAAUACAGGUCGGCUCAGACUAUCAAGCCCAAAUUCCAGAGGGACUAUGCAAAUAUGGAGAUGCCCCUGCUUAUGAAAAUGAAGACAGGCUGUUAUGGGAUAACAGAAAACUUUCAGACGAGAAAGUUGAAAAAUACCUGGCUGAAAUUCAGAACCAGAAUCUUCAAGGUGCUCAGGGGGUAAAUGCUAUUCCUGAAGGUGCUCAUAUACGGGAUGAUGAACAGGCAUUAUACUUAUUACUGCAAUGUGGGCAUAAUCUGGAAGAAGCUUUAAGGAGAAGAAAAAUGCAGGCAGUACCACCUACAGAUCCAAUGAGUUUGUGGUCUGAGGAAGAAUGUAGAAAUUUUGAAAACGGUUUAAGAACAUAUGGAAAAGAUUUUUACCUAAUUCAACAAAACAAGGUGCGUACAAGGUCAGUAGGAGAACUGGUGCAGUUUUAUUAUUUAUGGAAGAAAACCGAGAGGCAUGAUGUUUUUGCCAAUAAGACAAGAUUAGAAAAGAAGAAAUACAUACUCCAUCCAGGAGUAACAGAUUAUAUGGACCGGUUUUUGGAUGAUGCUGAGAACCCCCCACAAGCUGCCAGAGACCGUGCUUCUAGUCCUGUUCAUUCUUUAUUAUGGAGAGACCCUAAAAGACAUCAUCUACAUUUACGCCACAUAGAUAAUAUGGAGUCUGGCCCCAUAUCCCCACAAAAAAUGGGAGUAGAUCUCUCUGCUGGUGCCACUGUAACUGUAAAACCAGAGCCCAGAAUGGGACACCAGAGUCUGGAAAAUACUGUACACAUUGCAGAUGUGGUAUCACCACACCACACACCAUACUUAGAAGAGGAUCAUACAGAACCAGAUGCAAAACGUGUCAAGCUUGAAUCAAAUCCAAAAGAAUCUGCCCAUGAAAACGACAAACUGAAACAAAAAUUAUCUAAUCACGUUGAAGUGGCAUUCUCGAGUGUCAACCAACCGGUGCACAAUAUAGGUGACACUGCAGUUAGUUCAAUUGAUAAAAAUGAGAAUCAUCAAGCAUCAAGGGUGACAGAGUCUUUAGCUCAGUGAACAUUCCAGACAAUAAUGUGCAAUAAUCACAAGAAAACCAAACGCAUAGUUUUAGAAAAGUUUUAAGUAUAGAACUCAGAACAGAAUGAAGAUCUCCAGUUUAUGUUCUGUAGACAGUUUUGAAAAACCUAAGAUUAGAUUAGAAUGUUACCUCAGUUAAGUGUAGUAGUUCUGGUUUUGGAAAGAAAUAAUAGCAGAAGCCAUACUUGAAGAGAAAAUGUACUUGAUCAUGCAGCAAUUUUUAAACCAGUUUAAGAGUUUAUUUAUGAACAGUACUUAAAGCAAUGUGUACAUUAUGAAUAGCCAUGGUAAGUGUAGUUUUGUCAUGUACAUGUUAAGUUCCCUUUGCUUUAAGAUAACUGAUUUAUCAGGAAUACAACUUAGUUCUGGAUUAUUAGGUCUUCCUUUUGUAUAGAUAUUGCAGUGAAACAUAUUUAAAAAAUGAUUAAUUAUGUUUGUCUCCUUCUUUCAAACUGAGUGAAGCUGCUGGAGUGUGUUCACUUCACUUAUUAAUGAAAAAUGUUUUGCCAGUUCUUUAAGAGACACCAGGCUAGUAAAGAGGUUUAAAUUUUAUAUAAUACUAGCCCACUUUUAGACCCCUAUUGCCCCAAAAGCCUCAAAGCUUUUGGACAUACUGUUAUGGAGUUUAGGAUAUUGAGUGAAAGUAGAUGUAAGUACAGUUAUUAAUUUAUCAAUUUAGCAUUAUCAUUAGUAUGAAUCUGUGUUUGAUGUAAUUUGUAUAUUCUUGCUAUAAACAAUCAAGAAUUUGUGCUGAUGGCACUUUGUAAAUUGUGAAAACAUUAUUACUGCCUUGGAGGAAAAUAGCACAAUAGUUCUGAGGUAGAUGAUGUUUUAAAUUAACACUUUUAUUAUGAUAAUUUAUUUAUUUAGUCAUUUAAUUUUGCUUGAAGAGAUUAUUAGCAAUACACUUUCAAUAUGGUAUAUUGAGAGAGAAGUGUCAAGAUAACAUGAAAGACUGAAAACUAGAUUAUUUGUUGCUUCAAGGUCUUAUGUGUGCAAGCUCUUACAAAAUUCUAUGUCUCAUAUGUAUCAGAAGCAACAUGGGUGUUGUGUUCAUCUGUUCUAUUUUUGUAAAAUACAAAUGUUACAUUUAUGUCCCAAAUAUCUCAAAUUAUGACUUGAAAAGCAAAGCUGCCCUCCAUGACAACUCACUUGCAAACAUACCCAUACAUACUGUCUCCGGCACUCCCUCUUUUUCUUUAAUUCUUUUUCUUCCUUUCUUUUUCAAGAAAAAAUCACAACUAAAUGGGCAAUUGAAUUGUUGUCAAUUAGACAGAAAAAUUAAUGAUACCUUUUCACUGCGGUAGAACCUUGGGGUUUUUUUGUUUUUUUUCAUUAUUUUGUAAUUGAAUACACAUUGUUUAUGGGAGAAAAUGAUUCAUACAUAUUGUGAAAUGAUGCCCUAGUUGAUGUAUUAGUAGUGCAUUUAUUUCCAGUGUUUUGGAAUGCACUCAUUUUGUUGGCAUUUUCCACUAAGUGGAUUGUAAAAUAAUGUACAUGUAGUAGUGAUAGCACUGAGCUGUUAUUCAAAUACUUAAAAAAAAGUCACUUCAUUGAAGUAGUAGAAUCUGUGUUUGACUAAGAAAGUGUUAUCCAAAUAGAAUGUGGCAAUUCAAGCAUUACUUUUUUUAUACAGAGGACAUUAUGUUUUAUGAUAUUGAAACAAAAUAUCUUGCAUCAUUGUAGAUAGGGAAUACUGUAUAAUAAACAUAUUUAAAUAAA